AUGUUCUCAUCGUCGCGCCUUGAGGAGAUCAGCAUUCCAAUCGCAACCCAUUCCGCAUAUCACAAGAGAAAACUGCGCGUCGCAACUAUUGGCGCUGGGUUCUCGGGCCUGAUCCUUGCGCACAAGAUUCAACACGAACAGCCCGAGUUGCAGGAAUUCAUUGAACAUGUGAUAUUCGAGACCAAUGAUGAUAUCGGUGGGACCUGGAAAGUGAACACUUAUCCUGGCGUCCAGUGUGAUGUCCCGGCUCAUCUUUAUGCAUUUCCCUUCGAUCCGAACCCAAGCUGGUCCAAGUUCUAUGCCGACGGAGACGAAAUCCUGGAGUACAUGCAGCGAAUCGCGGACAAGUGGAACUUGAAGCGUGAUAUCCAAUUCAACUCGCGAGUCGUCGGGCUGGAGUGGCUCGAGACUGAUGGUAAGUGGAGAAUGCGGGUACGGCAGAACGAUGCGGAGGAACGAGAAGAACUCUUUGAUGUCUUAGUCUCCGCUCAAGGAUUCCUGAGUCAAUGGAAGUGGCCCUCGAUUCCAGGCCUCAACUCUUUCAAUGGCCACAAAGUUCAUUCCGCUUCUUGGGACCACGACUACGAUUAUAGCCACAAGCGAAUCGGCGUGAUAGGCAAUGGAUCUUCGGGCAUCCAGAUCCUGCCGCAAAUGGCCAAGCUAAAGGGUACAACGGUAGUCUCCUUCCAGCGAGGAGCGACCUGGAUUACUCAGUCACUAGGAGAAGUGCUCGCUGGUAAUUCAGGAAACCCCGAUUCUGAAAACCAAGACAUGAAUGGCGCGCAGUCACCCAAUGGUAAUGUUGGGGUCGAUAUGGCUGAGGUUAGUGAGAGUGACGAAGAGAUCGGGAGUAAUUUCAAUCCGAGGUAUACAAAAGCCGAUAAAAGAAAGUUCGGGGAGAAAGAGAAGCAUCGCCAGUAUCGAAAAAUGUUACAGCAGGGUAUGAACAAGGGAUUCAGAAUUUUCAAGAAGGGUUCACAGCAGAACGCCAAUUCGACUAAAGUGACAAUUGCACGUAUGCGAGCUGCACUCAAUGAGAACGACGAACUCUGCGCAAAGCUCAUACCAGACUGGACGCUCGGAUGCCGGCGCCUCACGCCCGGUGAAGGAUACCUCGAAUCCUUCCUACUACCAACAGUCACACUCGAAACAUCGCCAAUAAUCGAAAUCACAGAGACAGGCAUCUCGACCGCAUCACAAAACCACGAGCUCGACGUGAUCGUCUGCGCCACGGGCUUCGACGUCUCCCACGUCCCACACUACCCGGUGAUAGGGCGGAACGGCACGACCUUAGCGGAGAAAUGGGGCGUCGAGCCCGAAAGCUACCUGAGCGUCGCGUGCCCCGAGUUCCCCAACUACUUCAUCUUCACGGGCCCGAACGCGACCGUCGGGCACGGCACGCUCAUCACCUCGAUGACCUGGACGGCGGAUUACAUCCUGCGGUGGGUCCGCAAGAUCGCCGCUGAGGACAUCCACUCUGUGGCGCCGCGGCAGGACGUCACAGAUGAGUUUGUGCGCUACGGUGAUGAGAUCCAUAAGGGCCUGACGUGGACGGGUGGAUGCAAGUCGUGGUAUAAAAACCAUCGUGUUGACGGGCGCGUUACUGCCACCUGGGCCGGGUCUGCGUUGUUGUAUCGAGAGGUUAUCACGGCGGAGUUGCGGGCAGAGGAUUUCGAGAUUCGGUAUCGAAGUCGGAAUCGUUGGAAGGGGAUUCUGGGGAAUGGGUUUACGGCAUUGGAGGAGCGCGCUGAGCGGGCUGAUGCUGAGGGGAAGGGUGAGGUGGUGGAUCUGGCGUUCUAUCUUUGA
Molecule: messenger RNA, 1806 nt
Organism: Exophiala bonariae
Lineage: Eukaryota; Fungi; Ascomycota; Eurotiomycetes; Chaetothyriales; Herpotrichiellaceae
Exons: 4
Coding region: 1-1806 (601 amino acids)
Molecular function (GO): N,N-dimethylaniline monooxygenase activity; NADP binding; flavin adenine dinucleotide binding
Source: RefSeq, a predicted model, not a curated record